UAAUUCUUUGCAAUAUUUUCAUUUGAAGAGUAGAAGACAUUUUACAACACUCAUAAAUCAUGUUUAAAAUGAAUCUCACGGCCAUUAUGGCAAUGGAACCUGUGGACAAGCUGUACCUCGGUUUGGGACUGUUGACGUCAUUAGCGUCAUUGCUCGCGUGUUUGACGUUGUUCUUCGCUUUCUGUUGUGUUCCCGUCAUCAGGAACAGGGCACGAUACAUCGUUCUAUGUAUCGUGAUAGCCAAUGCAGGCGUUAGUAUCGGCACUUUGAUGUCAGUGGCUGUCAAACUAGGCUAUCCGGAAGUCUCAUGGAGAUCACAUCCGGUCUGCGAGUCGGCAGCCGCAAUAACAGUCUUGUUCCGGAUUAGUGGGUACCUAUGGACCGUCACACUGGCCCUCCAUCUUUGUUUUGAGACCUGGAAGAAGAAUUUGUCCAUCGCUCCGUCCAUGACGUGGCCCGCUCACUGCAUCUGCUGGGGAUUUCCAACGGCCAUCAUGAUCACGCUGGUGGUGCUUGAUGUCCUUGGAUCAGACAUCGGAAGUAAGCCCGGACACGUACGGCCUCCCUGGUGUCUGGUAGAUCGGCAGAUUUCUGACUACAACACGUUCGCCAUUUUGGCGGGAAUGGGAUGGCGAAUGGCAGCCCUCAUCUUUUGCUCCAUUGUUUACGUUCUGCUGCAGUUUAAGUCUCUCAAAAUGCCCAAACCACAGCAGCCAGAGAGGCGACAGGAGGGGGAGCAGCACCACAAACCCGCGGAAAAUCCAAAUCGACAACUGCGCCAUCUACUGGCGGUUUUUGUUCUGUUGAACAUUUGGGGAGGAUGGCACUACUUGAUCUCCCAGUACCGUAAUGAUGUGGACGUUAUGGUGGGGUUAGAGGUGGUGUGUGAAAACAUUCAAGGCUUUGUCAACACAGGAUUCAUUUUCCUGUUUAUCAGAGAAGUGCGCAAGGCCACGAGGAAGUACUGCUGUCAAGGCUUCUGUAAGUGCUGCUGUAGACGUUUCCGUGAUGCUAAUGUGUCACUUCCGGUAGAGAUGGAACAGCUAAGAGAGGAAAGUGGAGACCAUGCCCUCUUACUCGAGGCCGAAGAUGACCGUGUGCACUUUACCAAAGGACCCUGAUACAAC
This is a messenger RNA of Saccostrea echinata, 1127 nucleotides long. RefSeq lists its product as uncharacterized. Gene Ontology annotation, biological process: adenylate cyclase-activating G protein-coupled receptor signaling pathway; cell surface receptor signaling pathway. Gene Ontology annotation, molecular function: G protein-coupled receptor activity. The record is from RefSeq and is a predicted model, not a curated record. Gene Ontology annotation, cellular component: plasma membrane. NCBI's taxonomy places the organism in Eukaryota, Metazoa, Mollusca, Bivalvia, Ostreida, Ostreidae. Bases 60 to 1121 code for a protein of 353 amino acids. The transcript is spliced from 4 exons.